Messenger RNA from Helianthus annuus (common sunflower), 2094 nucleotides. RefSeq lists its product as uncharacterized. The coding region runs from base 1 to 2094 and encodes 697 amino acids. The transcript has 2 exons. Gene Ontology annotation, biological process: DNA integration. The record is from RefSeq and is a predicted model, not a curated record. Gene Ontology annotation, molecular function: RNA-DNA hybrid ribonuclease activity; nucleic acid binding. Lineage: Eukaryota; Viridiplantae; Streptophyta; Magnoliopsida; Asterales; Asteraceae.
AUGGACGGGAGAGCCGCACGAGCUUUCGAAGAGCUUAAAAAAUGUUUGGGCACCUUGCCAACUCUCACCGUACCAGAAGAAGACGAGGUAUUAACGGUAUAUUUAGCUGCAUCGUUCGGAGCCAUUAGCGCGGUAUUAGUUGCCCACCGAACUGGAAAACAAAUCCCCAUCUAUUAUGUAAGCCGAACGUUAAAAGACUACGAAACAAGAUAUUCAAACUUGGAAAAAUUAGCCUUGGCCCUAGUCCAUGCUUCAAGAAGGCUUCGCCGAUACUUUCAGGCCCAUCCAAUUGAGGUACGAACGGACCAGAGAAUCCAACACGUUCUCCGACGACCCGAGGUCUCAGGCCGAAUGGCGAAAUGGGCGAUUGAGUUGGGCGCAUUCAACAUUACCUUCCGAACUAAAGGUCCGUUGAAAGGGCAAGUGAUAGCGGAUUUUUUGGUCGAAAUACCGGAGGAGAAAGGAACUGAAGAAGCAGAUAAAGCUCCAGAAAAGCCAUGGUCUUUGUAUACCGACGGUGCCUCUAGUGCCGAAGGAUCAGGAGCGGGCCUAAUUCUUACCGAUCCAGACGGAACGGAUGUAACGUAUGCGCUCCGGCUAGAAUUCAAAAGUUCCAACAACGAGGCUGAGUAUGAAGCUCUCCUAGCCGGCCUACGCCUAGCACAGAGAGUCGGAGCAAAGAAUGUUAUAGCCCAUGUAGACUCGCUGCUCGUAGCAAAUCAGGUAAAUGGAGAAUACAAGGCGAGGGAAGCAAACAUGAUCGAGUAUCUCGAACAAGUAAGGCAGGCAAUGGCUUUGUUCGAAGCAUGUAGGGUCGAGCAUAUCCCCCGUAGCAAAAACAAAAAAGCGGAUGCGUUGAGCAAAUUGGCAUCGGUAUCAUUCAGUCACCUAGCCAAAGAAGUAAGAGUGGAAGUUUUAGCUGCACCGUCAAUCGCAGCUCCGCAAGUAAUGCAGGUCGAAGCUCCACCACAAACAUGGAUGACGCCGAUAAUUAACUAUUUGGUGCAUGACGUUCUGCCAACCGACAAAGCGGAAGCAAGGAAGAUCCAGAUCAACUCCCUCCAGUAUCAGAUGCAGGAAGGAGGUUUGUACCGAAAGACCUUUCUCGGACCAUUGCUAAAGUGUCUGGAUCCGGAGCAAGCCAGUUACAUCAUACGGGAAAUACACUAUGGCAUCUGUGGUAUCCACGCCGGACCCAAAAUGAUCAUAACAAAGGUAAAAAACGCAGGGUACUACUGGCCCGGGAUGCAUGAAAGCGCCGUUAAAGAGCUCCAGCAAUGUGACGAAUGUCAAAGGCACGCACCUAUCAGCCUCCGAGCUAAAAAUGAAAUGAUACCAGUAACCGCCGCAUGGCCUUUUCAAAAAUGGGGCGUUGAUAUCGUCGGACCUUUUUCGAGAUCAAGCGGAAGCGCACAGUAUCUGUUGGUCGCGGUGGAUUAUUUCACCAAGUGGGUAGAAGCUCGUCCGUUUACAACCAUCUCCGGCUAUAAUGUGACACGAUUCUUCUGGGAGCAAAUAGUGUGCCGAUUCGGUCUUCCGCUCUACAUCAUAAGUGACAAUGCAAAACAGUUUGCAGAAAAUCCCUUCAAGCGAUGGCUAGGUCAGGAGGGAAAAGGUUGGGCGGACGAAUUGCCAAACGUCCUGUGGGCGCACCGAACACUGCACAAGACCAGCAACGGUGAAACACCGUUUAGCUUGACUUACGGUACCGAAGCAGUGAUUCCGGCCGAGAUCGGGCUCCCAAAUCAAAGGUGCAAGAAUUGGGAAGAAAACGAACGUGAACUCCGGUCCAACCUUGACCUGCUGGAAGAACGCCGAAACAUAGCGGCAAUCAAAGAGGCUCGGUAUAAGAAGAAAAUCGAAAAGUAUUACAAUGCUCGGGCUAAAAUCUACAAGUUCAAAGUUGGAGACUAUGUGCUCCGAAACAACGACGCAAGUCGAGCCGAAACCCCCGGCAAACUAACCCCAAAGUGGGAAGGGCCAUACCGAGUCAAGGAAGCCAGUGAGAAGGGCUCGUAUGUACUAGAAAAGCUCGACGGAACCCCAGUGCCUCGAACAUGGAAUGGGGUGCACUUAAAAAAGUGCUUCAUGUAA